Molecule: messenger RNA, 3735 nt
Organism: Silurus meridionalis
Lineage: Eukaryota; Metazoa; Chordata; Actinopteri; Siluriformes; Siluridae
Gene: snap91b
Product: synaptosome associated protein 91b
Exons: 24
Coding region: 730-2640 (636 amino acids)
Biological process (GO): synaptic vesicle budding from presynaptic endocytic zone membrane; clathrin-dependent endocytosis; clathrin coat assembly
Cellular component (GO): clathrin-coated vesicle; synaptic vesicle; extrinsic component of presynaptic endocytic zone membrane
Molecular function (GO): SNARE binding; clathrin heavy chain binding; phosphatidylinositol-4,5-bisphosphate binding
Source: RefSeq, a predicted model, not a curated record
GAAGGUCACGUGAUCGUGUCCACCAACCAGCUGACGACCUACACGGACCGGAUCCGUUCUUUCCAACGGUGUCGGGAAUAAAACCGAUCUCCGGACCUGAAUGCAUAAAUCCGGAACCAUCACCCACCGUCCAUCACUUUAUCCCUAAGUGUCCAGAUCUAACACAAGAGCAUCUUUGGUUUGCUUUUUUUUGCCGAAGAAAAGGACAAGGAUAGAGGACACUGCGCGCGAUAUUCAGGGAAAAAAAACAAAGCCGCGUGUACAUUUUUUGUCCGUUUCGGGUUACAUUUUAUUCAUUUGAACUCUUCAGGACGUAAUAUUUUGGUGCAGCAGGUUUUUCCCCUUAUUAUUAGUAUUAUUUUAAUUGCUAGAGAGAUAUCCGGAAAAUCCGGUAGCCUACGUCAUAGACGUCAUCUCAACCGCGUUACGUAACACCGAGGAGCGCAACCGUGCGCCAAAAUCCCUCAUGUCAAGACGCAAACCUAUCAAGCACUGCUGUGUUCAUUAUAGGAGCUGAAGAUCUGAAGAACCUUCUGAUCUACUGUAUUCAGUUCAGCUUGAUUCAAGGAUUCCUAAUAUUUUUUAUUUUUUUGUCGGCCUAUGUUUUUGCUCGGCCGGUUUAUUCCUGAGUGCGAAACGGAUUAUUGAAAGGAAAAAAUAUUUAUUAAUAAUAAAUAAUAAUAAAUAAUAAUAAUAAAUAAUAAUAAAAAAAAAAACCCCAAAGCAGACAUGUCGGGCCAGACGCUCACGGAUCGCAUCGCCGCCGCGCAGUACCAGCUCACCGGCUCGGACGUGGCCCGGGCUGUGUGUAAAGCUACCACACACGAGGUGAUGGCGCCUAAGAAGAAGCAUCUGGACUACCUGAUCGCCGCCACCAACGAGACCAACGUAAACAUCCCACAGAUGGCUGACACUUUGUUCGAGAGGGCCAUGAAUGCCAGCUGGGUGGUCGUCUUCAAAGCGCUUGUUACCACACACCACAUGUGUAUCCAUGGGAAUGAGAGGUUUAUCCAGUACCUGGCCUCCAGGAAUUCACUGUUCAACCUCAGCAAUUUUAUCGACAAAACCGGGACCCAUGGCUACGACAUGUCCACGUUUAUCCGACGAUACGCACGGUACCUCAACGAAAAGGCGUAUGCUUACCGCGCAAUGGCCUUCGAUUUCACUCGGGUCAAAAAAGGCACUGAUGGUGUGAUGAGGACCAUGGCUUCCGAGAAACUACUAAAGGCUAUGCCGGCUCUACAGACUCAAGUGGACACGCUACUUGAAUUUGAUGUUAAUCCCAAAGACCUGAACAAUGGCAUCAUCAACGGAGCGUUCAUGCUCCUCUUCAAGGAUCUGAUCAAGCUUUUUGCCUCCUACAACGAUGGAAUUAUCAAUUUAUUAGAGAAAUAUUUCAAGAUGAAAAAAUCUGAUUGCAAGGAGUCACUGGAGAUCUACAAAAAGUUUCUGACCCGAGUAACCAAGAUUUCAGAGUUUAUGAAAAUCGCAGAGCAAGUUGGUGUGGACAAAAAUGACAUUCCUGACAUAUCAUAUGCCCCCAGCAGUAUUCUCGAGUCUCUGGAGACACACAUGAACAGUCUAGAGGGCAAGAAAGGAGAGGGGUCUCCGACAAAAGGGUCGCCCACCAACAACGUCUCUCCAACAUCCACUCCCUCCAAGUCUGCAGGCUCCGUGCCCACCCUUGAGCCGCCGCCCACUGAGGCCGCGGCUGCGUCUGCAGCACCUGCUGCCGCCGCCGAGCCUGUAACUGAUUCUUUGCUGGACUUGGAUCCGUUUUCUUCUUCAGGGCCACCUGCUUCUGCUGCUCCAACAUCCUGGGGAGAUCUUUUGGGGUCAGAAUUUGGUUCCCUCACUACGGAGACUCUUCUCCCCGACCCCACCCCUGCUGUAGACAGUACCACUUCUGCGACAGCUGCAUCUAGUGCCCCAGCUGGUGAAGGCGCUGCUUCUGCAGCUCCUUCCUCUACCAGCACCGGCCCGACCCCGAGCUCGGCGGAUCUCCUCGGAGGCGCAUUCGGAAGCUCAGCAGCUGAACCGGCGUCCGCUAUGGAGACGGGGGGUUCGGGCAACGCGGCCGCCCCUGCCGCCGACCCUUCUGCUGCAAAUGACUCUGCAGGUGCAGGCAACGGCCAACCCACACCUCCGGCACCGGCAACAUCUUCAGGAGGAGAUCUAAUGGGAGCGUUUGGUGGUUUGGGGGAUAUGCUGAUGCCAGCCAUGGCCCCUCAGCCAGCUGCAGCAGCACCCAUGGCACCCUCACCAGUUAAACCAGUGGGAGGAGAUCUGGACUCUACGAUGGCUAGUUUAGCUGGAAAUCUGGGAAUGGGGGCCCAGAAACAGGGCGAAGCAGCAGGAGGGGCGAACUGGCAAGCGCAGGUAGCAGCCCCUAGCUGGGGCAUGCCCAUGUCUGUGCCCUCCACGGUCUCUCCUCUCAUGAGGCCUUCGUUGCCGUUUGGCAUGCCCGGUGCAGCAGGAGCUUCUCCCAUGAUGUUCCCUCAGCAGCCUAUGAUGAGACCGCAGUUUCCUGCUGCAGGAGCACCUGCGGCACCGAUGUCUUCUGGAAUGACCCAGAGCCCCAGGAAGCCUCCUCCUCCUAAAGAUCCCCUUGCUGACCUGAACAUCAAGGACUUCCUAUAGGCCACCAUCAGAGCAAGUCAGCGACCAUGAGGAACCCUGAGGAAAAAGGAACGUGUGCAUUUCCUUUUAGAUCAGGCUUCUCCCCAUCUCUUCCCUCCCUCCCUCACUCAAUCUCUUUCUGUCCAAUGUUGUAUUACGAAUCUGUGAAAGUGAUAACGUAUAUGUGUGUGUGCGCGUAUUUUAAUGUUUCCAGGCUAUACUAAAAAACCCAUUUAAAACAAACAAACAAAAAAAAGGUAUUGAUGGAUGCACCCUUGUACAUCUGCAACGACGGCUGUGUGCUCCUUUGGGUUUUUAUUUCUUUUUCCUGUGAGGAACCCAAGCAGAUGUGUAGUGUAACGUGUUUUCGGUGUGGUACAUAUCACUGGGCUCACAUUGUUGUCAUUUAAGUAUUAAUUGUCUAGCUCUUAUAUACAGCUUGCGGGACCAUAUUCGGAUGAACCUAAAGUUUACGGACGUUUGUUGUAGCAUCUCCGUAUUCCGUUUUCUCCGACCGUUCCUUUUCUGUCAGCUACACGCUCGACGGCGUGAGCCCUGACUAGCAAAAGAUAUGCAUUUAGAUUAUUUUCUCUUUAGCAUUUAUUUUAGAGGAGAAAACAAACAAAACAAAAAAAUCAAUCUAUUUUUAGUUAUGUGCAUUGUAUUAAAAGAGGUGGUGCAAAAGAUUUCCGGUUGUACCGCAGACCCCUGGAUUUCUGCCCCUCAAUGGAAUCUAGAUCUGUUCAGUGGCACCUUGGAGUGAAUAGUGGGUAGUGCACAAGAGCACGACGGCUCGUUUGGUUCGAAAAACCGAAGCAUGACAGGUUUAUGAUUUGGGUUUCACCACCAGUCCAUAAUAAUGACCACAGUGGCGUUUUGGAAAUAUGUGUAUUUAAAAAAAAAAAAAAAAAAAAAAGAAAAAAGGGGGUUGGUAGAGAGACUUUAUAUUAACAGUGGAUGUGCUGGUUGGUUUAUUUUUCUUUACUUUUUUUUGGUGUAUCUUCAUAUAUAUAUAUUUUUUUUUUGGAUGUAAUAAACUCCCUCCCUUUGUCCCAAUACACUUCUGUGCAUGUAAGUCCUGUUGAAAUGCAAUAAAGUUACCUGGAAAACCCCUCA